AUGUCAGAGUGCUUUCAAGAGACAGGGUCAGGUGCACAGAAUCGCUUGCAAGCCUGGCUGCUGCUGCCGGCUGCUGCUGCGGCCCAUGCUGCUACAUCCCUGGACUCUCAGCCACUGCCGAGAUGGUUUGACACGGCCAAGUUCGGGGUGUUUGUGCACCGAGGGGUGCUCUUGGAGCCCGCCUGGAGCCCACCCGGCAGCGAGUGGUUCCAGUGGUCCUGGCAGGGCGAGUGGAUGCCGGAUGCCGGCUAUGAGCGCUUCAUGAAAGAAAACUACCCGCCCGGCUUCAGCUACGCUGACUUCGGACCUCAGUUCACGGCGCGCUUCUUCCGGCCGGACCAGUGGGCUGAACUCUUUCAGGUUGCCGGGGCCAAGUAUGUGGUCCUGACCACAAAGCAUCACGAAGGCUUCACAAACUGGCCAAACUGGAACUCUAAGGACGUGGGGUCCCUUCGGGAUUUGGUCGGUGAGUUGGGAGCUGCUGUUCGGAAGAGGAACAUACGCCACGACCUGGACCCCUCGCUCUUGGAGUGGUUUUAUCCAUUCUACCUACUCGACAAGAAAAACGGUUUCCAAACUCAGCAUUUUGUCAGCGCGAAAACAACGCCAGAGCUGUACGACCUUGUUAUGAACCAGGCGAUAGUGAAUGACCCGUGGAGUCAGAACUGCUCGUGUCAUCAUGGAGGAUACUACAACUGUCAGGAUAAAUAUGCUCACAGAGCUUGCCAAACCAGGAAUGGGAGACAGAUGUGCACCAGCAUGGGCAGGGCAUCUUGGGGCUAUCGCCGUGACUUGACCAUGUCUACCAUUGCCAAUGAGAAUGAGAUCAUUGAGGAAUUGGUUCAGACAGUAAGUUUGGGAGGCAACUAUCUUCUCAACAUUGAACCAACUAAAGAUGGACUGAUCGUUCCCAUCUUCCAAGAAAGGCUUCUUGUUGUUGGCAUGUGGCUGCAGAUCAGCGGGGAGGCCAUCUAUGCCUCCCAGCCCUGGAGAGUGCAGUCUGGAAAGAAGACAGUUGUGUGGUACACCCCUAAAGACUCACCUGUUUAUGCUACCUUUCUGUACUGGCCAGAAAAUGGAAUCCUCAAAUCCCCUGAAACGACCUUGGCCACAAAUACAACAAUGCUAGGAAUGGAAGGAUAUUUGACCUGGACCCAAGAUCCCCAGGGGAUCCUCAUCUCUCUGCCCCCAUUGCCACCUACCGCUCUCCCAGUGGAGUUUGCUUGGACUCUAAAGCUAACGAGCAUGGAGCGAUUGUCUGCAGACCGCCAUCUCUCCGGUGCUGCAGCUGUAGGUAUGUCCCUUACACCAACCAUUACACCCAGCUCCAGGUCACUUCUGAACAUGACAUUGGAGAAGUCUAUGGGACAUGCAAGUGGAUAUGUUCAGUUGGGUACUGGAGAAAGUUCUGUGUUGUGUGGCAACCCCAGAAAGCAGAGGCAUCGCAACCAGCUUCCCACAGACUCUGCCCUUCUUCCCACUAGAAAUAGGGAAGGGAAGUUGCUAAGAACCACAGAGGAAGAAAGAGGAUGA
Messenger RNA from Arvicola amphibius (Eurasian water vole), 1533 nucleotides. RefSeq names its product tissue alpha-L-fucosidase-like. Gene Ontology annotation, cellular component: lysosome. Lineage: Eukaryota; Metazoa; Chordata; Mammalia; Rodentia; Cricetidae. Gene Ontology annotation, biological process: fucose metabolic process; glycoside catabolic process. The record is from RefSeq and is a predicted model, not a curated record. Gene Ontology annotation, molecular function: alpha-L-fucosidase activity.